Messenger RNA from Syzygium oleosum, 1426 nucleotides. Its product is annotated as CYP enzymes assisting alcohol dehydrogenase-like. Gene Ontology annotation, cellular component: cytosol. The record is from RefSeq and is a predicted model, not a curated record. Lineage: Eukaryota; Viridiplantae; Streptophyta; Magnoliopsida; Myrtales; Myrtaceae. Gene Ontology annotation, molecular function: S-(hydroxymethyl)glutathione dehydrogenase [NAD(P)+] activity; zinc ion binding. Gene Ontology annotation, biological process: formaldehyde catabolic process. Bases 36 to 1190 code for a protein of 384 amino acids. The transcript has 6 exons.
GAGAAAGCAAAACAUAACACAGAGAGAAGGAGAAGAUGGGGAGCAAGAGCAGCAGCUUGCGAGUGAUGACAUGCAGAGGGGUGGUGUGCUGGGGAGCAGAGGAGGAAUGGAGGGUGGAGGAGAUACAAGUGGAUCCCCCCAAGGGGAGUGAAGUGAGGAUAAAGAUGCUGUUCGCCAGUGUUUGCCACUCCGAUAUCCUGUGCUCCCAGGGUUUCCCUUCUCCGCUUUACCCUCGAGUUCUCGGCCAUGAAGGUGUCAGGAUUGUGGAGAGUGUUGGAGAGGAAGUGGAAGAGUUGAAGGAAGGAGAUGUGGUUAUUCCCGCAUAUAUCGGAGAAUGCAGAGAGUGUGAGAACUGCAACUCUGAGAGGACAAACUUGUGCCUCCGGUAUCCGCUCUCUUUGAAUGGCAUGUUGCCGGAUGGCACAUCGAGAAUGUCUAUCCGAGGCCAGACCCUGUACCACCUCCUCUCUUGCUCCACCUGGUCCGAGUACACGGUCUCCGACGCCAAUUAUGUUGUGAAGGUCGAUCCUGGUGUAGCUCUCCCGCAUGCCAGCUUCUUGUCGUGCGGAUUCUCCACUGGGUUUGGGGCCGCUUGGAUGGACUCUAAGGUAGAGAGUGGCUCCUCCGUGGCUGUGAUCGGCCUUGGUGCUGUUGGACUCGGUGCCAUAGGAGGAGCAAGAGCGCAAGGGGCGACUACCAUAAUCGGCGUGGACGAAAAUGGGAUGAAAAGGGACAAGGGAGAAGCCUUUGGAAUGACUCAUUUCAUAAAUCCAGGUGAUCACAAGUCUUCCGACAGUGCGGAUUUGAAAUCCAUCUCCGAAAUGGUGAAAGAAUUGACGGGCGGAGUCGGCGUGGACUACUGCUUUGAGUGCACUGGAGUACCUGGCUUGAUCAACCAGGCCCUAGAAGCCACAAAAGUGGGGAAAGGCAAAGCAGUAGUAGUGGGUGCAGGGCUGAAACCUUUGGUGCAAAUUAAUCUCCUGUACCUGUUGAUGGGCAGAACAUUGAAGGGAACCACUUUUGGUGGCCUCAAAAGCAAGACCCACCUCCCCCUCCUCCUCCACAAAUCCAAAAACAAGGAGAUCCAACUUGAUGAACUGCUGACGCAUGAGAUGAAAUGGGAAGACGUACCAAGAGCUCAUGAGAUACUGAAACGAUCGGAUUGCGUCAAGAUUGUGAUCAAGAUUUAGCACCCUAUUUGCCUAUGGCCUAUUGCCUCCUGUCACGACCUCCCCGCAUCCCUAAUUUUCUAUGCAAUAAUUUUAAUUGGGUAAUUAAAAUUUAGGUGUCACCACCUCCUCCCCUUUCUUUCUUGAAUUUGUCUAGAACUAUAUUGACACCAUGCUUUGUUUACUGUUGCACCCGCUCGAGUGCCAUCUAUAGUCGCUCGUGCAAAAUUCCAAUAAUAUAGCAUCAAUAUCAGUGG